Chenopodium quinoa (quinoa) is the source of this 783-nucleotide messenger RNA. RefSeq names its product VQ motif-containing protein 11-like. NCBI's taxonomy places the organism in Eukaryota, Viridiplantae, Streptophyta, Magnoliopsida, Caryophyllales, Amaranthaceae. The coding region runs from base 26 to 538 and encodes 170 amino acids. The transcript is spliced from 2 exons. The record is from RefSeq and is a predicted model, not a curated record.
CAACAACAACAAACAACAACAUUCCAUGCAUUAUUCAACCUAUGAAUCUUCUUCAACCACCAACAACACAACUUUUGUUCAAGCUGACCCUUCCAACUUCCGUGCCAUCGUCCAACAUCUUACCGGAUCCCAUACGACCGCCUCCUCGUCUCAAGGUGUGGCUCCAUCCGAAGGGAUGGUUCGGAUGGGGCCGGGUUUAAGCUUCAUGAGAGGAGGCAGCAACAAGGUGCUUAUUAGGAAGUUGGAGAUGAUCAAGCUUAAUCAUAAUAGUAAUAAUAGUAAUGCUCAUAAUAAUAAUAAUCAUCAUGGGCCUUUAAAUGGGCAUGUUAGGGUUAGAGGAGGGCAUGAUGUGGCUAUGGUUUCGCCCGUUUCGACGUUGGAUGGGUUAGGCCUCGGGGAAGAAAAGAGGGUGGUUAUUGCUGAGAAAGGGUUUUAUUUGCAUCCGGUUAGUCCAUUAAGUGGUGGUAGUAGAGAUUUUGAGCCUCAACUCUUGCCUUUGUUCCCUCUUCAUUCUCCUAGAGAUAAUGGUCAAGGUUAAAAUAAUUAAUUUAAUUUCUAUGAUUUUGAAUUGUUUACUUGAUUACUUCUACUAUAAAUUAGAAGUAUUAGCUGGGAAAAUAGAAAAAUUAAUUAAGUCCAUCGGUUUUCUAAUUAGUGGUCUUUGUAUCAUAGUUUUUUAUUUAAUCAUAUAGCAAAGAGAAUUGGCAUGGUUGAUUUAUACAAUGUGGAUUUAAUCAUUUUUUUUUAAUGUCAUUAGUUAUGGUUCACAUUUCAUCAAAGGUA